Raphanus sativus (radish) is the source of this 1884-nucleotide messenger RNA. RefSeq names its product WD repeat-containing protein 26 homolog. NCBI's taxonomy places the organism in Eukaryota, Viridiplantae, Streptophyta, Magnoliopsida, Brassicales, Brassicaceae. Gene Ontology annotation, molecular function: protein binding. The record is from RefSeq and is a predicted model, not a curated record.
AAAUCAGUUACAUAGCGCCAAGAAGAAACAGAAUCUCAUCAACGUCGUCCUCUGUUACGUAGUAGAACCAUUCUCCUCUCUUCUCUUCUCUCUCGUUCUACUGCACAUUUGGGUUUCUCCUAUUCUUUCUGAGCUUUUGUGUUUCCGUUUCUUCUUCGCGAUCAAUCUCUGCUGGGUUUUGCUUCUUCUUCCGAUGGAUAAAGAUCCACCUUCAGGAAGAGACCUAAAGGAUUGUACUUUAAGUCCCAACGGUCUCGUCAAAGCAUCUGAGUUCAUCAGGCUAAUCAUCGACGCACUCACCUCCCUUGGAUUCAACGCCAUCGCUACCGAUCUAGAGAACCAGUCUCGCAUUCCUCUCCACAGUCCUGCAACCAAGCAGUUUCUCGAGCUAGUAAAGAACCGAGAAUGGGACAAAAGCAUCGACGCACUGAAGCAGCUUCAACUCCCUGACGAAACCCCCGUGAGGUUACUCCUACUAGAGCAAAAGUACCUCGAGUUUCUCAAGAACCAAAACGUCCCUGAAGCUCUCAAGACCAUACGGAAGAGUACAACCCUCGGUCUUGAAACACGUCUCCUUCACAAGCUCGCAUUCAAAAUGCUCAAGCCGGAUGAUUCUGUUGAAGAAGAAGAUAAGGAGAUUGUGAUGAAGAAGAAACUUCAAGAGCUUCUUCCUCUUGGAGUUAUAGUCCCAGAGAGGAGGUUGGAGUGUCUCUUAGAGAAUGACCUUCAUCGUCAGAAGAUGAACUGUGAUUUCCAUAACGUUCCAGAUAGUGAAUUCUCCCUAUUCUCUUAUCAUCACUGUCAUGAUCAGAAAAUCCCUUCACAGACUCUCCAGGUAUUGAGUGAACAUACAGAUGAAGUCUGGUUUUUGAGAUUCUCACAUGAUGGCAAAUGCUUAGCUUCUUCUUCUAAAGAUAAAACAGCUAUUCUCUGGGAGAUGGAUGCAGAUGGGAAGUUUACUCAGAAGCAUAAACUUGUGGGACACGAAAAGCCAGUUGUAGCGGUUUUAUGGAGUCCUGAUGAUCAGCAAGUGAUUACAUGUGGAGAAAACGAAGUCAUCAAGCGCUGGGAUGCUGGUUCAGGACAAUGUGUUCAAACCUAUGUAAGAGUUGGUCUUGGUUCCGUGUCUUGCGGUUGGUUUCAUGACGGUUCAGGUAUCAUCGGUGCAAUGUCAGACAGAAGGAUCUACCUGUGGAGUUUAGAUGGAGCCGAGAUAGAGCACGAGCAAGAACAACGUGCGCAAAAGAUGUCUGAUGUAGCCAUGACGAGUGAUGGGAAGCGGAUAGUAAGCGUGGGGAAGAAGCAGCAUGAGAUCUCGUUGUUCAGUAGAGAGACCAGAGCUGAGAGAGUGAUUCAACUAGAUGAGAAAGAGAUGAUUACAUCGUUCUCGCUUUCUAGAGACAGUAGGCUUCUUCUAAUAGAUCUCGCUUCACAGAAGAUCCAGCUCUGGUGCAUUGCAGGCGAACUACCGUUUAGGGUUGAGAAGUUCGACGGACACAAGCGUAGUAGGUUCGUUAUCAGGUCUUGCUUUGGUGGGUAUGAUGAAAAUUUCAUCGCUAGUGGGAGUGAGGAUUCUCAGGUAUACAUAUGGCACAUAGUGAAAGGGUUGAGACCUUGUCGUGUGUUGGGAGGACAUUCAGGAGUUGUGAACUGUGUGAGCUGGAACCCUGGUGAUAUUCAUAUGCUGGCUUCAGGGAGUGAUGAUAGAACCAUCCGGAUUUGGGGACUUGCCAAGAAGUAGGAAGUUGUGAUUUCAAUGGUGUGACUUUACUGCACAUUUUGAUUUCAUUUUGAAAUUCAUCCAUGUAUAUUGUUUGCAUUCUUUUGACUACAAUAGAGAGAUAAGAACUAAAGUUUGAAUACUAUUAGUGAGAAAAAUAUGCA